Molecule: messenger RNA, 1605 nt
Organism: Cavenderia fasciculata
Lineage: Eukaryota; Evosea; Eumycetozoa; Acytosteliales; Cavenderiaceae
Gene: fray1
Product: putative protein serine/threonine kinase
Exons: 3
Coding region: 1-1605 (534 amino acids)
Biological process (GO): protein phosphorylation
Molecular function (GO): ATP binding; protein kinase activity; protein serine/threonine kinase activator activity
Source: RefSeq, a predicted model, not a curated record
AUGUCCGAAGAACUUUCUCAAAGUCUUGGAGAGAAACCAACGACAUCAUCCAACAAUCAACCAUCAUCGUUGAAUGAUAGCGCCCAAAGUGCACCUGAUCUUUGUAGUAGCUGUGGAUUCACAUCACAAAAGAGAAAUUCAAUCAUCAAGGAAUUGGAAAUGCUGGAACUCCACCACAUUGGAAAAGAAUAUCCAAAUACACCAGAUGCCUAUCAUUUGUUGGAAGCUGUUGGUGAAGGUACCGAAGGUUUGGUUUGGAAAGCCAAAUGUCUUCCAUAUGAAACUUUUGUUGCAGUUAAAAUCGUUGAUCUUGAAAAAGCAACUCAAGAAUGUGUUGAAGAUGUCAUUAGAGAAGCAAAAGUAAUGAAUGGAAAUAAUCAUCCAAAUUUGGUUCAAUAUCAUACAUCAUUUUUACAUGAAUCUUCAUUAUGGAUAGUCAUGGAAUAUUUGGGAGCAGGAUCACUUGCCGAUAUUAUCAAGGACAAGUUCCCAAAUGGUCUACCUGAAGUACUUGCCGUUUCAGUUUUGAAGAGUUCUCUUAGAGGACUUCAAUAUCUUCAUAGUCAUCACAGAAUUCACAGAGACUUUAAAUCUGACAACAUCCUUAUUGGAAACAAGGGUGAAAUUGAAUUGGCUGAUUUUGGUGUCACAGCUGUUCUUGAAAAGAAUCAAUGGAAUCAUCGUAAAACUAUUGUUGGAACUCCUUGUUGGAUGGCUCCUGAAAUUAUAACAGAAAAAGGAUAUAAUGAAUUUGUUGAUAUUUGGUCAUUUGGAAUUACUGCCAUCGAAUUGAUUAGAGGUAAACCACCCAAUUGCGAGUUACCACCCAAUAAGGUUUUCAUGAACCUUUUGUUUUAUCCAUCUCCUUCUCUUCAUGAGGAGGUCGAAAAGGGAAUCGUAUCCCAAAACUACAAGGACAUGGUCGACAUGUGCCUUCAAAAGGACCCCACCAAACGUCCCUCUGCAACCAAGUUGUUGGACAAAAAGGUAUUCAAGAUUGCCAAGAAACCCGAUUAUAUAGUACACCAUCUCAUCAAUGGCCUUGCGCCAUGUGAAGAGAGAUUUAGAAAGUCACAUGGAUACAUCUCACCACCAUGUUCACCUGCCAACACUAGUCCUCCAUCAUCACGUUCCAGCUCGCCUGACCCAGCCCUCGUCUCCACACCAAAGAAUCGACGAUUGUCUCUUGAGAAACCUCAGCUCAAGAAAUCAUCGUCCGACUUUGGACUCAAAGAGUCUGAUGUUAAAAUGCCAAGAGCAUCAUCACACCCAUCUCAACUAUCCGACCUCGAAAACAAAGACAAGGUCAAGUUGCACAAUGUCGUUCCAACGGCCCACACAUCAUCCAAUACUCCUCCAACCCCAUCAGGUGGUAUUCACAAGGAGCACAGACGUUCGUCCAUCUUCUCACACUUUAGAAGACACUCUCUUGGAAAGAUAUUUUCAACCUCUCCCAAGAAUCACAAGGAUAACACUUCACCUCCACUACCAAGUAGCCCUCCAGAGGGAGAGACUAGUCCAGGAGGAUCCUCACACCACCAUUUCCAUUUCCCAUCUUUUAUGAGACACCAUGGAAACAAUAGUCCAAUCGACGCUCACCACUAA